Arthroderma uncinatum is the source of this 1431-nucleotide messenger RNA. RefSeq names its product cytochrome P450 CYP3/CYP5/CYP6/CYP9. Lineage: Eukaryota; Fungi; Ascomycota; Eurotiomycetes; Onygenales; Arthrodermataceae. The transcript has 9 exons. Bases 1 to 1431 code for a protein of 476 amino acids. The record is from RefSeq and is a predicted model, not a curated record. Gene Ontology annotation, molecular function: heme binding; monooxygenase activity; iron ion binding.
AUGUUGUUCUCAUUCGGUGUUCUGACGGUUGGCUAUGCAUUGGUUCUAUUCAUCAUUGUCAAAACAGUCUAUAAUCUGUACUUUCACCCUCUGCGUUCCUAUCCAGGACCGUGGUUGGCUCGCGCCUCCCGUUGGUACUACUCCUACUAUGUGAAGAUUGGACGUCUUCCACACAAAACCAAAGAAUGGCACGACAAAUAUGGUCCAUGUGUUCGAAUUGCGCCUGAUGAGCUGUCAUACAACACAGCAGAGGCAUGGGAGGAUAUUUGCGGUCACCGAACAGGGCAACGCACAGAAAGUUUUGAAAAGGACUUGACCUUCUUUCCCCCAGCCCCGAAUGGGGUAGAUUCAAUCAUUGUUGCAAAAGAUGAUGUCCAUCGUCGCUUUCGACGAUUGUUAUCUCAUCCUAUGUCGGACAAGGCUCUUAGUGCCCAGCAGGAAAUUAUCACUGGUUAUGUCGGUCAGCUCAUCGAAGAGCUCCGCCAGCGCAGCAACGAGCAAAAGGGCGACCGUAAGGGGGUUGUCGACAUGGUCCGCUGGUUCAACUUUACCUCCUUUGACAUCCUCGGUGAUCUGGCAUUUGGCGAGCCCUUUGGCUGUCUUCGCAGCGGCGUUAUGCACCCAUGGAUAGAGCUCAUUUUUACGGCCAUCAAGGCUGUGAUGGAUAUGCAGAUCAUCCGCCGCGUCCCUGGCCUGUUCCCUCUGAUGAUGUUCAUUGCUGGAUUAUUACAGCAGAACCAACAUUUGCAAGAUCAGUUCAUGUUUUGUCAAAAGAAAGCCCGUGAACGUCUUGCGAGAGAAACCACCAGACCAGAUUUCAUGACCUAUAUCCUCCGUGCCACUGAAGAAAAGGGAAUGACGCAGGACGAGAUUGAGGCCAACGCGCAGAUUCUGAUUAUGGCUGGAAGUGAGACAACUGCAUCAGCCUUGUCUGGAACGCUGUUUUAUCUUCUUAAAAACCCCAUGGCAAUGGCAAAGCUUCGAGAAGAGCUCCAAGCCACUUUUCAACAGGAAGCUGAUAUCACGAUGCGAUCCACUCAGGGGCUGGAGUAUCUGAAUGCUGUCAUUCAGGAAUCCAUGCGAGUGUAUCCCCCUGUACCCUGGGGAUAUAUUGUGGGUGUCAAUCAAUUAGCUGCGAUGACAUCGGCACAGAAUUUCAAAGAUCCAAACAAGUUUGUGCCAGAAAGAUGGCUGGGCGAUGAGCGGUAUAAGAAUGACUGCAAGAAAGCCUACCAGCCAUUUUCCUAUGGACCGAGAAACUGCCUCGGAAAGAACCUUGCGUAUGCGGAAAUGCGCCUUGUUCUCACGCGAUUGCUCUGGAACUUUGAGCUGGAACUGCUGGAAGAGUCAAAGAACUGGGCUGAGCAAAAAGUAUGGAUGAUGUGGGAUAAAGGUAAUUUGAAUGUUGCAAUCCGGCCGCUGAGGUCUUAG